AAGAGACGAUUCAGUAAUCAGUUACACGAGACCAUACAGCAGACCUCCCUGGCAAAUAAGCGUCUACAAGACUCAAUUUUCGUAUCCUGAGAAACCGUUGGUACUCAACAAAACAAGCGAGAUGUUUUCUCUCAAGACGUCAGUGUUCUUCUUCUCAUGCAUCGCUGUUUCAGUGGCGUUCCCGCACUUCUUCAACAUAGGAGGAAGGCGAAACAAUGAGGGAGAAAGACCUGAAUUUGAACAGCCGUACAGAAACGCAGGCGCCCCGUUAAACCAGCAACAGCAGACCGGUCAGUCUUCAGUAUUCUCCGAGGUCGAUGCCGAUGUCGGGGCAAACAGCGCUUCAAACAGUGCCGAACAAGACGCCGCUGGGUCUCUUGGAGGGGACGAUGGGGCAGGCGGUUCGGAACUCGACACACCUGACAGCCCCGACACUGGCGGUGCUGUCGUAGUUCCCGGAGCCGCUGGGGGAAACAACGCUGGUGAUACAUCCACAACACUUUCACCUAACGUAAUCGGUGGCGACCCAGGGCUCAUCGUCAACUCGGGCCAAGGCACAUCAGCCGGUGCCAAGUUCGGUAUCUUCGCUGGGGUUCUCACCGUUGUUGGUCUUGCCGCUGGUGGCGCUUUCUACGCCUACAGGAAGCGGAGGGCGGCUAACUACGGCUCAAGAUUUUGAACAGUUAAAAAACACAUGAUUUACCAACGAACUUCGAUUUAAAACUUUCGUACUGAGGCUUCCAGACGGGUAUAAUCAUGGGAAACACUUAAAUUAACACAACCCGUGUGCCACACCCCUUUUAAUUUUGUCUAUACGCGUUACCGCUCCCCAAUUCCCUUAUUUCCUUAGUCAGCCAUUCCCGGUCAACCUGCGCACUGCUUCCUGACCUUUUGAAAAUUCGGAUUGAAUUAACUUACAUCUACUUAUAGAUCUCUGACGCAUUGGCUAACAUUUCCGCACUUACUGGAGGUGAAGACAGAAAGGUUACUUGUCACUGUGAUAAAAACCUCGAAUGGUUCAAGAUAAAAUGAAAGUUUGCUUAUUUGAUGGGCAGCAUUUUCUUAAUAUGCUACGUGCAAAUGUUGCAUUGAUUUGUUAUCCUCCAUAGUGAGUAUGUACUUAAAUAGCAUGCAGUCGAGGUGUCAUCAUGGGUUUACUGUGCUAAGUUUUAGUAUUUUUAUUGGGUUUUUUGUUCUUCAAAAUAACAUGUGAACAUCACUUUACAAAAUGAACCGGUAUAAAAGUCAGCGACGUUCCAUUCCAUUUAAGUUCAACGCCAUGAAAUAUUGUAUUUAAAAACUAAUAAAUAACUGUAAAAAAAAAAAAAAAAAA
Asterias rubens (European starfish) is the source of this 1333-nucleotide messenger RNA. RefSeq lists its product as uncharacterized. The transcript is spliced from 2 exons. The record is from RefSeq and is a predicted model, not a curated record. The coding region runs from base 122 to 679 and encodes 185 amino acids. NCBI's taxonomy places the organism in Eukaryota, Metazoa, Echinodermata, Asteroidea, Forcipulatida, Asteriidae.